Messenger RNA from Didymodactylos carnosus, 255 nucleotides. NCBI's taxonomy places the organism in Eukaryota, Metazoa, Rotifera, Eurotatoria, Philodinida, Philodinidae. The record is from the annotation of a GenBank genome assembly.
AUGUCAGCAGAAUUCAACCAAGCAGCUGAAGAUGUGAAGAAGUUGUCAAAAACUCCAACUAAUGAAGAAAAAUUACAAUUAUAUGGUUGGUUCAAACAAGUGAAUUUUGGAGAUGUCAAUACAGCGAAACCUGGCAUGUUCGAUCUUGAAGGAAAAGCGAAAUGGGACGCAUGGAACAAAAAUAAAGGAAUGAGUAAAGAAGAAGCUGAAAAGAAUUAUAUCCAGUUAGUUAAACAAUUACAAGCGAAACAGUGA